AUGAUUCUGCUUGUGUUCAUAAUUACGAGCCUCUUGGUAUUGGCAGACGACCAACAGCCGGCAGCAUUCGACUUCUCUUUCAGCUCUGCCUUUCUCCAUCGUCUUCAUCCUCACGCCCCUCAACGCUUCGAGGCAUUUCAAGCGCGCCGCCUCCGUACGUUGCAACAGCUCUGCUUCCUUCCUGCGGCCAUCGCUGUCAAGACCAAGGGGCUCCAUUACUCACAAGAGGAGGUGAAGAUCCGGAAGCUGUCCCUCGCUGACAGCCCGCAGGAAAUCAAGCGAGAGCUGGGAGAGGAGCUCUUCCGAGGUCGAGGGCGACCUGCUUGGGGUCGACUCGCCAACUUGGCGGGGGCUCGGAUGAUCUGGCGAAGCUGCAGAGAUGAGCAAGGGGUCUGUCUGGUGCUGGAGGACGAUGCUGAGUUCACGGAGAGAGAAGGACGCGUGCUCUCUUCCUGGUGGUCCGGCAGCGUGCGAGAAUGCCAUUCAGGAAGAGACAUGUGCCGCAACGACUCGGCUGUCUCUGGUUGCCUACCAUGGGACCUGAUGCUGCUGGGCGUGUCCGAUGUAGCAGGAAGUUCUGGCCUUGAAGACGUGCGACGUGAAGUGUACGGGAAGGAGAUGAAGUGGAUCCAAAGACCAGCCGCCUUCUUCUUGUCGGGGUGUGUAGAGGCCGUGAAGAAAAGCGACUGGGGCUCUCAUGCUUAUCUUGUCACGCCGCAUGGAGCAACCAAGUUGCUGCAGGCGCCAGCAGACCUGCCGACGGAUGUCCUGAUAGGACGAGCCAGCGAGGAAAGAGCGCUCCUUGCAUACGUUGUCCGUCCAUCGCUGGUACGACAGAAACUAGGAUGUUCUUCAACUGAAGGCACGUGCAAGUGA
Guillardia theta CCMP2712 is the source of this 876-nucleotide messenger RNA. RefSeq lists its product as hypothetical. The record is from RefSeq and is a predicted model, not a curated record. NCBI's taxonomy places the organism in Eukaryota, Cryptophyceae, Pyrenomonadales, Geminigeraceae. The coding region runs from base 1 to 876 and encodes 291 amino acids. The transcript has 2 exons.